UCUCUCAGGCAGGCAUCGGCAGUGAAGUGAGUGACUGAGUGCGCUGUGCUCUCCGGCAGGCCGGGCCCCAGUGUUGUGACUCGCGCGAGUGUGCCGUGUGUUUUGUUGGUGUUGCUCCGGCAAGCAAGCGAACAAGCCGAGGCAGAGACAGCCCGGACAGUAAGACGCCCGGACACUGUUGCAUCCGUCCGACGGACGGCGCCGCGACCUCUCGCCCGAGCCCCUCUGCAGAAGGUCAGCCGGGCACGCCCCCUCAUUGAACCUCAUCCUCUGGCGGACUCGAGUCAGCCGGAGUUGGGUCUUCAUUCAAGCAGAGAAGCAAGGGUUCGUUGCUCCAGGAGCGGCGGCUGCGGCGGAAGAGGCGGCAGUGGAGGAGGCCGCCAGCGUGGGAUGGCCGUUGGGCCGGUGGUGGCGAAAAGAAGAGCUCACGAAAACACGGCAACCCCGAUGGAACCAAAAUAUAAAUAAGAAUCGGAGCCAAGGCGUGCGUUUGUAUAUGUGCAUCGGAGAAAGAGUCGGGCAGGCAGCGCGAGAGAGGCGAGCGAGCGCCGGUGUCGUCGUUUCCUUCUUCCGUCUGGGAUAUUUUUACCCCUAAAGCAGCGCCACCGAGCAGCGCGAGAGAGGCUCUCUUUCGCGAGAGAGUCGGGGCCGGCAGUCAGUCGGGAUAACCGUAUAUGAGACGGUCUAGCGAGAGUGCGCGUUUUAAAAAUAGAGAUAGUCGCUUCGGGCGCCCUGACGAUCGGUUCCUGCCGCGGCCAGGAUGACCACCGACAAGGUAAAUAGCCUGCUGCAUUACGAUGAGGUUCUAAUGGGCCGUCCGUCGUUGCUCCCUAGCAGCAAUAGCGGCCCGACCAGUGGAGGCUACAAGGCCAGCGUGCUGCCCCUCGAGGACAACCCGGAGCUGGCCGAGCUGCUGCUCGAGACCACCGACUACCUGAUCAACCCCAUCGGGGACAUGACCUCGAUGAAGCGGCCCACCUCGGCACAGAGUUCGUCCGCUUCGUCCAGCUCGGAGAAGAUGGCCGCCGGCCGCCACGACGACGACGAUAUCGCCGCCAUCGCCAAACAGAUUUCCGACCACGCCGAGGCCAUCUACCAGACGUGGAAGUCGCGAGGCCUCGGCCCGGCCGAGCUGCGAAACAUCUGCCAGCCGCCUAGUGCCGCCGCGCAGACGUUCGCGCCCGUGCUGACGCCCACGUCGCCAAAGCCCUUCGUCGCGGAGCCCGGCAAGGCCCUCAAGGCCUCCUCCGUCGGCAUGCUCAACCCCAGCCAGCUGGAGUACCUGGUCAGCAGCUUCGUGGAGGAGGACAAGGCCCGCAUCGCGGCCGGCCACCACCUCAAGCAGCCGUCGGUCUCGCUCAUCCAGUCCCAAGUGAAGAAGUUCGACCAACAGCAACAGCAGCAGCAAGCGGCGGGCGGCUCGGCCAAGGUGGCGUCGCCCGUGGCCAAAAAGGCAAACACAUACCAGUCUCAGCCCGAGAACGGGCUGACCACGUGGCCCCUGAAGAACCCCCUCAGGCCGAGCUCGCACAAGUCAAUGGAGUCGUCGCCCCCGCCGCCGGCGGUGGUGACCCACCUGGGCCCGCCGGCCCACAAAAUCGAGCCCAUCCAGGCCAUCCACUAUCAGGAAGUAUCCGAGGCGACAGGGUCGGCGUCCAAGUUCGCCACGCUGCCGGCCAAGAAGAAGAACCCGGCCUCCUUCCUGGAGGAGGUGGCCCGCGAGGAGGAGCGGCUGAUCAACGCCCUGAAGACAGGCUGCGUCAUCGAGAACUUGGAACACAAGAUGCAGGGUCAGAAGCAGGGCAGUAGCGGCAGGGCCAGUCCCAAGCUGAGUGACGACAAAAUUUCGGCGCUGUCGCGCAUCGACUACGCCAAGAUCCGCUUCCAGAACGCGCAGGAGAACCCGUUGACGCGGCAGCGCAUGGAGAACAACCGCGAACUGGACCCGAUGCUGCAGCUGAACAACCAGCACGCGGCCGUACUGGAGGCGCGUUCGCGCUUCGAGCCGCCGCCUCCGACGCCGCACGCCAACGGCAGCGAGUCCUGGGCUCCCAGCAAGGUGGACGGGCCUCAGGCCGCAAUCCCGCUGAGCCGCUCGCGCAUCAAGAUGGGCCGCAAGUCGCGUGGCGACCUGGACGGCGCCGUUCCGCACCCAGAACUCACCGUCCAGCAGAAGCAGCACAUCCGCGAGCGAGGCUCGGCGGCGGCGGCGGCCGCCGCCUCCGCCACGGGGGCCAACGCGCUCGGUACCAACCCCGUGCGGCCCUUCCUCACCAGGGGCUCGGUGGCCGAGCGGGUGCUCAUCUUUGAAAAGUGCCCGCCCUCGGAAGUGCUCAACCCGCUGAUGGAGAAGCGCAAGGCGCCGCCUGUGAUAACCACCUGGAGGAGCGGCAACGAGGUGCAAAACAAGACGCAGGAAGAAUCUCUUGCCGCCGAGCAAUCCUCGCAGGUCUUGCUAUGGAAUCUGCUAAGUGUGGUUGCAGAAAACGGGCCGAAAAUGACCUACACGCCGCGAGAUCGAAAUGAUAUUUCAUCCAGAGGAUCUCCAAACGCGAACCAUGCCCUCAGAAGUCACCAUUCGCCGAUUCCCAGGUUCCACUUCCCACGCGGACGGCCACCACCGCAACACGAACACGAAGCCGCGAGACACGCGGUCAUCGCGCUCUUCAAGACCUUCCCCGCCGAGAGAGCUACCAGAGACAACUUCGCAGACAUCGCCAAGGCGUGCGGAUUCCCGAUGUACUGGAAGAUGCCCCUGUACCUGGCGUGCGGAGGAGACGCGACCGGCGGCGUCGUUUCGCUGCAGACCUACCUUGAACUCUGGAGCAAAAUUUGCUCGGGAGGCAACGACGAGGCGUCGCGCAUGGUGUGGCUCAUGACCCGCGGCCAGCGGCUGUGGCUGGCGCCUGAAGACCUGGCGCCGAUGGUGCAGGACGUCGUCGACACCCACCCUGGGCUCAGCUUCCUCAAGGAGGCCACCGAAUUUCACUCCAGAUACGUUCACACUGUGAUAGCCCGAAUCUUCUACUGCGCGAACAGAUCCUGGAGCGGCCGGCUAACGCUGGCGGAGAUCCGCAAGUCACAGCUUUUGCAGGCGGUGCGGCAGCUGGACGCCACCUCGGACAUCAACCAGGUGACGCAGUUCUUCAGCUACGAGCACUUCUACGUCAUCUACUGCAAGUUCUGGGAGCUGGACCGCGACCACGACCUCUUCAUCGACCGCAACGACCUGGCCAGGCACAACGACCACGCCUUGUCGACUAGGAUGAUCGACAGAAUUUUCUCGGGAGCGGUGACACGGGGCAGGAGAACUGCCAAGAAGGGUGAUGAGAGAAUGAGCUACACAGAAUUCGUCUGGUUCCUGCUUUCCGAGGAGGACAAGACGCACCCGACUGCUGUGGAGUACUGGUUCAGGUGCAUGGAUCUGGACGGCGAUGGCUUCCUAUCGAUGUACGAACUGGAGUACUUCUACGAGGAGCAGCUGCAGCGGAUGGAGGCCAUCGGCAUGGAGACGCUGCCCUUUGAAGACUGCCUUUGCCAGAUGCUGGACAUGCUCCGACCGGAGGUGCCCGGCAAAAUCUCCCUGCGUGACCUCAAGAAGUGCAAGCUUUCGCCCUUGUUCUUCGACACCUUCUUCAACCUCGAAAAGUUCUUGGACCACGAACAGAGGGACCCGUUCGCUACGCAGCCCAGGGAGUCUGCUCCCGACGGCACUGAGCUGGACGAUGUGAUGUCUGAUUGGGACCGGUUCGCUGCCGAGGAGUACGAGCUGCUGGUGGCCGAGGAGAGCGGGCCGGACGCGCCGGACGACCUGAUGAUGUACAGCGACGACAUGAGCGAGGACGACGACGACGACGAAGACCUUUUGUCGCCGAACCUUGACCGGCUGGACGAGCUGGCCGAGCAGCAGCUCAAACUGAACAGGUCGCUGCCCAAGGACGAGGACGCGUGGGCCGACCUGAGCAAUCUGUCCGCCCUGGACGGAGACGAGGACUCAGGGGACUACGCCGGCGACAGUGACGACUACUCCUUUUGAAGCCGUGUGUGACUCUCGUCGUUAGACUUCGCACGUCAGUUCGCUUUUUUUGUAAAUACAUACGCAUUCUGUGGCCUUUGAACUGGCGAACGUGCCUUGGACUGACCCGUUGUGGAGGAGCAGAAAACUCAGUUCGUGUCGUUGAUUUUUUUUUCUUAGUCUGAGAAGGAAUCUUGACAGAAUAAGUGAAUAUUUGAAGAAGCUCAAUUUGAUUUGUGUGCUUGUGUCAGCGAUCGAAUGAAUUCAGCAGGUUGUGAAUGCGUGAUUUUGCUUUUAACCCUCACUUAGGUUUGCGAGAGACGAAUUAACAAUUGUUCUCCCACCCCUACCGCAGAGUAUUUUGUUUAAUUUUCACCGACUAAACCGAAACGCAGGUUUUCCUUUGUAAAAUUUGGAACGCGGAUCAUUUUGAGAUUAAUUAAUUCACCGUCUGCCGCAUCACACGUGCACAGCUUUACGAAGCGUCUAGUCUGAAAUGAAGAUGAUAAUAAUAAUUAAAACAAAGAGGAGAAAAUCCGUGCCUUCUGAGUAUGAGGCCUUUUGUGAGAGCAAUUCAUCGUUUUGAUCCAGAAAAUACGCCUAUUGUAGUUCAAUAUAAUAUGUAUAAUUAUAUCACACACAAUUACGCAUACAUAUCUAACUCAUUUGCGUUUAGAUAACGGAUUUGUCGAAUCCACCAGAGCAGUCCCUCCAUCCACCCCUGAGACUUUCACAUUUUUACAUUGUAAGCAUGAGAAAAACAAACACGCAUGUGAAUACAUAAACGUUAUGUGUUAUUACGAUUACUAUAUGAUGAUAUAUAAAUAAUUGCAUUAUUGUUUAAAUAUUUAUCACACACAUGAGAGCUAUUCUGUAUAUUGUGACGCAUUAAAAUAAAUAAAAAUCAAUAGAGAUAACAGA
Molecule: messenger RNA, 4936 nt
Organism: Cloeon dipterum
Lineage: Eukaryota; Metazoa; Arthropoda; Insecta; Ephemeroptera; Baetidae
Exons: 15
Coding region: 761-4036 (1091 amino acids)
Biological process (GO): protein dephosphorylation
Cellular component (GO): protein phosphatase type 2A complex
Molecular function (GO): protein phosphatase regulator activity; calcium ion binding
Source: RefSeq, a predicted model, not a curated record